CUCUCAUACAUAUCCAACCAUGUGUGGGAUAUUCUGUUGUUAUAACCAUCAAGGUGAUCUGGCUUCUUUUCGUCCUAGAGCCAUCGCUUUGUCAAAGAAACAACGUCAUAGGGGUCCGGAUUGGUCGGGAUGUUACAUGGCAAAAGAUAGUAUAAUGGUACAUGAACGUUUGGCCAUUGUCGGUGUUGAUACCGGUGCUCAACCUUUGGUCAACGAAGAUGAAACUAUCAUCCUUGCUGUCAAUGGGGAGAUUUACAAUCAUUUGGCAUUGAGGAAAAGUCUCAAACAACCAGCUACAUUCAAGACGCAUUCGGAUUGCGAGGUCAUCAUGCACUUGUACAAAGAACACGGUCCCGAACUUUGCAACAUGCUGGAUGGAAUGUUUUCCUUCGUCCUACUCGACACUUCCGUAACUCCCUCUCGUCUCAUAGCCGCACGUGAUCCGAUCGGUAUCACAACCCUUUACAUGGGAUAUCAUUCUUCUCAACCUGAAACUCUCUUCUUCUCUUCCGAACUGAAAACCUUGGAUGAAGAUUGUGAUAAUUUGAUUUCUUUUCCACCUGGACAUUAUUACGAUUCCCUAACUAAAAAAACCGUACGAUAUUUCCAUCCAACAUGGUGGGAUACAGAUAAAGGUAUAAUACCUCAUAAUCCAGUGGAUUAUAAACUACUUCGUGAAACAUUAGAAGCGGCCGUACGUAAACGUUUAAUGUCAGAAGUACCUUAUGGUGUACUUCUUUCAGGUGGAUUAGAUAGUAGUUUGAUAGCUUCUAUAGCUGCAAGAGAAACGGAUAAAUUAGCAGAACAACAAGAUGUUUUAAGGAAAGAAAGGAAAUUAGCUUUAUCAGAAGGAAGAGAAGUUAAUGAAGAAAUCACUUUAGCAAGUUGGCCAAGAUUACAUUCUUUCGCUAUCGGUUUACCCGGUGCACCAGAUUUGAUAGCUGCUCAAAAAGCCGCGGAUUGGUUGGGAACCGUACAUCAUACUUAUAACUUUACGGUUCAAGAAGGAUUGGAUGCUAUUCCGGAAGUUAUUUGGCAUUUGGAAACUUAUGAUGUGACUACGGUUAGAGCUAGUACUCCUAUGUAUUUGUUGAGUAGGAAGAUCAAAGCUAUGGGUGUCAAGAUGGUUUUGUCUGGUGAAGGUAGUGAUGAGAUCUUUGGGGGCUAUCUAUACUUUCACGCAGCUCCUAGCGCAAAAGAUUUCCACGAAGAAUGUGUUAAAAGAGUUAAAAACCUUCAUACAGCCGAUUGUCUACGUGCCAAUAAAUCAACAAUGGCAUGGGGUUUAGAAGCACGUGUACCAUUCCUCGAUAAAUCUUUUUUAGAAGUAUCAAUGAACAUUGAACCUGAAUCAAAAAUGUUUUCAAAAGGUAAAACUCAAAAGAUCGAUUCUGAAGGAAGACCUAAAAUGGAGAAAUAUAUAUUAAGAAAAGCAUUCGAUUGUUCACCUGAUGGUAAAGCUUAUUUACCCGAUUCGAUCUUAUGGAGACAAAAAGAACAAUUUUCAGAUGGAGUAGGAUACGCUUGGAUCGACGGGAUGAAAGAAUAUUCUGAAAAAAUCAUAUCGGAUGAAAAGUUUUCAAAAAGGAAAGAAAGAUGGGAAAUUGAUACUCCUGAUACAAAAGAAGCUUAUUGGAUUAGAGAAAUGUUUGAAGGACAUUUCCCAAGUAAAGCUGCUGCUAGUACGGCUGUUAGAUGGAUACCUAAACAAGAAUGGGGGGUUUCGAGUGAUCCUUCGGGUAGAUCGGUCAGUAUACAUACUGCUGCUUAUGAGACGGAUGGGGUGUGAUAUAGACAUUUCAUACCCUCUAUCUUCCUACAUUUUUCGGAAUAGAGUAGAUGAGGAUCACAUCUGGGAAAAAGGAUUUAGUUGGACGUUGGAGCUAGAAGAGGAAUGGAGGUUGAAAGAUGGAGAGAAAUAAAUAGAUUUACAAAAUAUCAUCAUGCAUAUCUUUUGAAU
Molecule: messenger RNA, 1960 nt
Organism: Tremella mesenterica DSM 1558
Lineage: Eukaryota; Fungi; Basidiomycota; Tremellomycetes; Tremellales; Tremellaceae
Exons: 4
Coding region: 20-1789 (589 amino acids)
Cellular component (GO): cytosol
Molecular function (GO): asparagine synthase (glutamine-hydrolyzing) activity
Source: RefSeq, a predicted model, not a curated record